Saprolegnia parasitica CBS 223.65 is the source of this 592-nucleotide messenger RNA. RefSeq lists its product as hypothetical. Bases 1 to 570 code for a protein of 189 amino acids. Lineage: Eukaryota; Oomycota; Saprolegniomycetes; Saprolegniales; Saprolegniaceae. The transcript is spliced from 2 exons. Gene Ontology annotation, molecular function: protein binding. The record is from RefSeq and is a predicted model, not a curated record.
AUGAGCAACCUCGCGAUCCUGUACGAACGCCAGGGCAAGCUCGUGGAAGGAGACCACCCGAGCCUCUUGCACACGAUACGAGAGCUCGGGUGGCUCUACGAAAGGCAAAAAGACUAUAUGGCUGCCCAGCCCCUCCUCGCCGAGUAUAUCGAGCUCCAGAGCCGCCGCGUUGGGACGCCCACCAACGAUGUGCUCCAGCGCAGGUGUAGUCUUGCCGAGUGCUAUACGCAGACGAAGAACGUCAAAGCCGCCGAAAUGAUGCUGCUCGAGUGCGUAGCGGCGGCCAAAAGCUUGCACGGGGAGACCUCCCCCGAAACCCUCAAGAUCGUUGCGCAACUCGAGUCGUUUUACGCGGCCAACCUCGAAAGCGCCAUCACGACCAAGGACUGGACAUCCAUCGCACACUAUCGUCAUGCGCUUGAAAGCUUUGGGAAAACCAACGCACUUUGCGACGCGACCAAGCACCAAAUGGAGAAUUCCAAGCACUUGAUGCCCGUGGGGACACCGCGCAAGGUCAUCAAGUCCCUAAUAGUGUCGCCACGCGCCGACAUUCUACACCAAAAACCCUAGUCCUCGUCAAAAGAUGCGUUCU